Messenger RNA from Phycomyces blakesleeanus NRRL 1555(-), 417 nucleotides. RefSeq lists its product as hypothetical. Bases 1 to 417 code for a protein of 138 amino acids. The transcript has 6 exons. The record is from RefSeq and is a predicted model, not a curated record. Lineage: Eukaryota; Fungi; Mucoromycota; Mucoromycetes; Mucorales; Phycomycetaceae.
AUGAAAAUGAUCAUUUUGAUCAAAUUGGCAAAUUCUACACCGAAAAUCAGCUGUAAAUCACUAUUCAUAAAGCUAAUAGGCUCUAUAACUAUAGGCAACCUGGCAAACAAUCUAUUCACACCAAACGGGAAAAGGUAUUCCCAGGAAGAUUUCUUUUGUGAAUUACUUACUAUUGAUGAAUUUUGUUAUAUUUGUGUAAGGUACAUAAGGUACAUUGUUAACCAAACUAUUACUGUUAUUCUUGCUAUUAAACAAAUACACAAAUACGCAAAUACGCAAUAUUUUUCGGAAACUGAACUGAGUAGAAUAAUAUAUACUAUUGGAUACUGGCCAUCGUCAUUCUUUGUGAAUCAUAAAAAAUCCCACGCUUCUGGCCAAUUAGAGUCCAGAGGUAUUCUGACAAAGAACCCAAAAUAA